CUUAGGACACUCAGAACCAAGAAGGACUUGACUUACUUCCCAAUAGUUUGGUUUAAUGAAAUGACAGGUCUUCUGGAAGCUCAUCCAUCAACAUUGUCAUACUGAUCGCCAUAAUUCAGCAGUGAGUCAUUAUCUCAGGUGGUUAUAGCAAAGAUGUCGGACCAUGCCCUUUGCCGGGCGUUGGAAUCCUGCUUUAAAAGGGCUCUGGCUAUGGAUGCUGAGUGUUUGGAGUGUAUGUCCUGUAUGCAGCCUGUGCUCUCCGCUGCAGAGGAGGAAAGCUGCAGGGAGGGAGAUGAUGAAAUUGUGGACAAUGAGACGGGAGGACUACAGCAGGAUCAGCUUCCAGAAACCCUCCAACUAUGGGGUGAUGAGAAAGACAUCAUAUGUGACUUUGAACCACCUCUCAAGCCCAAGGCAUGGGCUCCCAUCAUCUACGACUGCUUCGACAAAGAGCAGUACUGGUAUGCAGGCUACCAAAUUACCAUUCAGGAAUCAAUUGAAGAAUACGCAGGAGUAGUCUGGCAUGCAGCAAAGGCAUUAUGCCAUUAUCUGGAAGAAAACAGAGAAGAACUCAACCUGAAAAACAAGAAAGUACUUGAAAUUGGUUCUGGAACUGGCCUGGUAUCAAUUGUUGCAUGCAUGCUAGGAGCUGAAGUCACAGCAACUGAUUUGCCCAACUCUCUUGGAAAUCUGAGAUAUAAUUUAUCGAGGAACACAAAAGGGAGAGGCCUACAUAAUCCCGAAGUAAGAGAGCUGAUGUGGGGUCAAGAUCUCGAAGCAAACUUUCCAAAAUCGUCUUGCCUGUACGAUUACAUUUUGGCAGCUGAUGUUGUCUAUCACCAUAAGUAUCUUGACGAAUUACUGGAAACAAUGAAGCACUUGUGCCAACCUGGAACAGAACUGAUAUGGGCCAAUAAAUUCAGAUUUAACACAGAUUACGAUUUCUUAUCGAGGUUCAAUACGUUAUUUGAAACAGAACUGCUAGCUGAGGUUCCAGAUUUGGAGGUUAAAAUCUUCAAAGCAAAACACAAGGCAGGCUAGAUGAGAAGGUCUCACAAAACAUUGUGUCUAUUCCAUUUGUAAAGCAGCUUUAGGUUGGGCUUAAAUAGUGAGUCAGACAAUUUUUUUUGAUUCUUCUGUUUACAAGACUUGCUUGCUGAUGUGUUUUCAUGGACUUGUAUGUAACAAACAUGCUUCUCUUAAGUUGCCAGGGA
Messenger RNA from Xenopus laevis (African clawed frog), 1214 nucleotides. RefSeq names its product methyltransferase like 21C L homeolog (gene mettl21c.L). The coding region runs from base 154 to 1041 and encodes 295 amino acids. The record is from RefSeq and is a predicted model, not a curated record. NCBI's taxonomy places the organism in Eukaryota, Metazoa, Chordata, Amphibia, Anura, Pipidae. The transcript has 6 exons.